GCGCCGAGCGCAGAGUGCGGGGGAGGCUGCGCGGGAGCCCUGGCUGGAGUGGGCCCUAGGCGGAUGUGAACUGAGCGGACCAAGAUGGCGGUACAGGUGGUGCAGGCGGUACAGGCAGUUCAUCUCGAGUCUGAUGCUUUUCUAGUGUGUCUCAACCACGCUCUGAGCACAGAAAAGGAGGAGGUGAUGGGUCUAUGUAUAGGGGAGUUGAAUGAUGACACAAGGAGUGACUACAAAUUUCUAUGUACUGGAACUGAAACACGCACAGUUGCUGAAAAGGUUGACACCGUCCGAAUUGUACAUAUUCAUUCUGUCAUCAUCUUACGACGUUCUGAUAAGAGGAAGGAUCGAGUAGAAAUUUCUCCAGAGCAGCUGUCUGCAGCCUCAACAGAGGCGGAGAGGUUAGCUGAACUAACAGGUCGCCCCAUGAGAGUUGUGGGCUGGUAUCAUUCCCAUCCUCAUAUAACCGUUUGGCCUUCACAUGUUGAUGUUCGUACACAAGCCAUGUACCAGAUGAUGGAUCAAGGCUUUGUAGGACUUAUUUUUUCCUGUUUCAUAGAGGAUAAAAACACAAAGACUGGUCGGGUACUUUAUACCUGCUUCCAAUCCAUACAGGCCCAAAAGAGUUCAGAGUAUGAGAGAAUUGAAAUCCCAAUCCAUAUUGUACCUCAUGUCACCAUUGGGAAAGUGUGCCUCGAAUCAGCAGUAGAGCUGCCCAAGAUCCUGUGCCAGGAAGAGCAGGAUGCAUAUAGAAGGAUUCACAGUCUUACACAUCUGGACUCAGUAACCAAGAUACAUAAUGGCUCAGUGUUCACCAAGAAUCUGUGUAGUCAGAUGUCAGCAGUCAGUGGACCUCUCCUGCAAUGGUUGGAGGACAGACUGGAACAAAAUCAACAGCAUUUACAGGAGUUGCAACAAGAAAAGGAAAAGCUUAUGGAAGAACUUUCUUCCCUAGAAUAAAGUAGAAGACAAAAAUGGGGGAAGGUGAAAAUACCCAGAGAACAAUUACACUUUAAAAAAAGCUAAAUUGAUUUUGAUGAACCAAAAAUUAGAGUGCUCACAUUACUCCACUUCAAGACUUAAUGUGAAGCUCCAGUAAAUCUGGACAGUAUGAUUCUGGCAGAGGAGUAGACACAUGGAUCAAUGGAACAGAAGAGAGAACACAAAUAAGUCUGAUUAAGUACAAAAGUGGUUCGUUCAAUGGAGAAAGGACAAACUUUUCAACAAGUCAUGCUAAAGUAAUAAGUACCUAAAAGCAAAAAGAGAACUUCAACCUAAACCUAGUAUCUUCUAUAAAAGUUACCUCAAAAUGUAUUAUGGAUUUAAAUGUAAAAUGUAAAACUAUAAAAGUUUUAGAAAAAUGCCAUAGGAUAAAAAUCCUUAGGAAAUAAAUUCUUAGACUUCAAGUCAAAAGCACAAUACAUAAAGAAAGAAAAAAGUUGUAACGUUGUAUUUCAUCAAAAUAAGAACAAGCUACAAAUAGAAAAAAAUGUUAAUAUUUAAUCAAUGUGGGAAACACUGUGUUCAAGCCUCAAAGAUAAAAAUAUCUAAAAAGUGAGUGAAAAACCUGAGUAGCUAUUUCACCAAAAUGUGUGAUAUAUAAGUCAUGACGUGAAAAAAUUUCAUGAGUAUAGGAAAUGCAGAUUAAUGCCACAGUGAAGGUACUUGUGCUUGUCAGAAUGGCUGAAGAAAAAUAGGGAAACUACCACACAUUAUUGAGAAUACAAACUAAUUGGUUUUUUAAUCAAUGACAGGAAUGUAAAAUGGUAUAGCCACACUGGAGAAAACUCUGGAAAUUUCUUUUGAAGCUAAACAUAGACAUUACCUGUGACUCAGCAGUUGCACUCCUGGACAUUUAUACCAGAGAAAUGGAAACUGGUAUUGUCACAAAAGUUUUCAAAGCCGCUUUAUUUGUAUUAACCAGAAAUCAAAAACAACCCAGAUAUCCUACAAUAGAUAAGUGAUUAAACAAAUCUCUACUAAUGAAUACUGCUUUUAAUGGAAAAAAACACAAGGCUACUAACCACAUUGAAUUUAUAUGAAAAAGCUAAUCUCAAUAGGUCACAUACUGUGUGAUUGCACACAUUACUGAAAUGUCAAAAUUACAGGAAUGAAGACCAGAUUAGUGGUUUCCAAGGAUAGGACUGAAUGAGGUAUGGCAUAUGUAUAACUAUAUAGGAAUACACAAGAAGUUCCUUUGUGGUGAUGGAAGUUUUGUAUGUUGAUUGUAGUGUUGUGUGUGAAUCUGUACCUGUGUUAAAGUUGUAUAAAUCUAUAUAUACACAAAUGCAUGUAAAGUUUGGUGACCAUAGAGUCUAUAAUCUGCUUAGUUAUAUACCAUGUACUAUUUUUGCAACAUUCAAUUACUACAAAAUAAAAACUUGGAAAUUUUAACAAAGAAAAUGGGAGCUUGA
Dipodomys spectabilis (banner-tailed kangaroo rat) is the source of this 2414-nucleotide messenger RNA. RefSeq names its product BRCA1/BRCA2-containing complex subunit 3 (gene Brcc3). Gene Ontology annotation, molecular function: polyubiquitin modification-dependent protein binding; metallopeptidase activity; cysteine-type deubiquitinase activity. The record is from RefSeq and is a predicted model, not a curated record. Gene Ontology annotation, biological process: double-strand break repair. NCBI's taxonomy places the organism in Eukaryota, Metazoa, Chordata, Mammalia, Rodentia, Heteromyidae. The transcript is spliced from 11 exons. The coding region runs from base 85 to 960 and encodes 291 amino acids. Gene Ontology annotation, cellular component: BRCA1-A complex; BRISC complex.